Molecule: messenger RNA, 2802 nt
Organism: Fonsecaea monophora
Lineage: Eukaryota; Fungi; Ascomycota; Eurotiomycetes; Chaetothyriales; Herpotrichiellaceae
Exons: 2
Coding region: 1-2802 (933 amino acids)
Biological process (GO): maturation of SSU-rRNA from tricistronic rRNA transcript (SSU-rRNA, 5.8S rRNA, LSU-rRNA)
Cellular component (GO): nucleolus
Molecular function (GO): protein binding
Source: RefSeq, a predicted model, not a curated record
AUGGGUAGGAAAGAGCCUCAAAAAUCGGUCUCCAAAAUUUCCUCCGCCUCGUCGCCCGCAGUGGCUGCCAGCGUCAAUACUCGAAAAGUCUCAGUGUUGAAGUCAGCGUUUGCUCCUUCACAAUUACAACUGCACCUAUUCGCCUCGGUCAUUCAGAGUUUCGACGUGCACCAACUGCGCAUUCACGAUGCGACUACGGGACGUUUGCGCAGCCAGCAUGAGACCAGAGCCGGGUCAAAGAUCACUUGCCUCGACUGGGGCUACUAUGGUGCUGCAUACCGGGAACGACUGCAGUCAGCUUCGAAGAAAAAACGCAAGCGGAAUUCUCAGAGUAGUGAUGGUGCAGUCAUCGCUUACGGAACCAAUUCCUCGCAGAUCUGCAUGUUCUCGCCCGCCGAAGGUCGAAUUGUAGGCACUCUGAGUGGAGGACACGAACGAGGUGUUAAAGAUUUCAAAUUCUCCUGCGCAGAUUAUCUGUGUGGUUGGAGCAUAGGCGAAGAUGCAAAGCUCAUACAAUGGGAUCUGGCCGAUGAUCAACCCAUCAGGACAAUCAAUCUACCAGACCCUACCAUCAGUAUCCUCGCUUCGCCGACUCAAAACGCGCCUCACAUCAUCUGUGCCUCUUCAACCCCGUUUGCAAUCGACCUCGUCUCGUCCGACGACUUUCGAAUAGACCGCUUUGACUCCUUCAAAACCCCGGUGCAGUCAUUAUGCCGGUCGGGCUCAGAUGUUGCAGGGACUUCUGGGUAUUUCCUUGCUGCAGACUCAGGUAGAUAUGUCAACGUCUACGACAUCUCUCAAAAGAGACUGGUGCGCACCCUAGUCGCUGGAAGUGGUGUUAUUUCUAUCGAACUCGCGACUCCUGCUGUGGAAACGACAGAUACCCUCCGCCAACAGGUUCUUUGCGUUGUGACAAAAGAAGGCAUCGUUGAACUCUUUCCAAGACCUUUUGCAGAGAACCAGCGAGUCAACGGAGACUUGAAAUCCAGCAGAAAAAACCUCACAAAAAAGGCAUCGGCCUCAAUACGAUUGGUCGCUCCAGGCUCCAAGGUUAAAACGGUACCGAUAGUUGCAGGCAUUGUCCAAGGAUCCGACGUCGUCCUGGUUUCCGCUGAUGGAGGUGUAGAUUUGGCCUUUCAGAAAGUGAGAUGGCAAGACGAAGGAAAUGGAGAAAUACUGUUUGACGGCGUUAAGGAGGUUCUGAGAGCGACGAGCACAUCGACCCUCAACAUGGCUACUCUCAACGGUGUUAAGGACCUCGGCAAAUCACACGUAGAUGAGUCGAGGACUGUGGUCAUCAACGGCGAGGCAGUCGCUGCACCUUUGGACCCUGCUAUUCCAAUCUCUGACAGUGAGAGUGCCGAAGAGAGCGAGGAUGACGAGGAGAGUGAGUCUGCAAACGAGGCUGUAACUAGGGCGAAGGACGAAGACGCAGGACAAGAUGGUGAAAGCUCGAUGAUUGAUUCCGAUGAGGAAAUGGCAGAUGUUGAAGAAGCAGAAGAAUCGGCGUCAGGCAAGGCGGCUACCGAUGCAGAAGGAGAAGAGGGAGAACCCUCCUUCGGCGAUAUGCUGGCAUCGAAACACCCUCACGAGAUAUCCAUUGCAUCAGCCAUCCCUCAACGCGACACUUCCGCCCUCAUGCUCAAGCCCGGCCAAACAAGCAUCCCCUCGGGAAUGUCUCUCUCCACAGUCCUUACUCAAUCACUCCGCACCAAUGACACAUCUCUUCUGGAAGCUUGCCUGCAUACCCUGGACAUGGCUAUUGUCAAAUCCACCAUUCAAAGGCUCGACUCCACCCUCGCUGGCGUUCUCCUGUCCAGACUCGCAGAACGACUCGCUUCGCGUCCCGGGCGGUAUGGACACCUCAUCACAUGGGUGCAGUGGACGUGCAUCUGUCAUGGCGGAGCAAUAGCAAGCCAGCCCGGCGUGGCAGCGAAAGUGAGGACGCUUUAUGAGGUUUUGAACGUCAGGAUGAAGACGUUGGAUGAUUUGUUGUUGCUGAAAGGAAAGUUGGAUAUGCUGGAUGCGCAGCUAGAUUAUCGAAAACAGCUGCUGGCCCAGAGACAUGCGGGCAGCAGAAAAGGGAGAAAUGAACCCGGAAUUGUUUAUAUAGAGGGGGAAGAUAACUGGGACAGCGAUGACGAAGACCUGGACGAGGACAUUGCCAGACCGACCAAGAAGUCAAGGACGAAGCCACAGAGAGAUCUGGAUGAGCUUGUCGGCGAUGAUGAUGAAGAGGAGGAUGAUGGAGAUCUGAUGCCUCUCGAGAACGGUGUAGAGGAUACGUCAUCUGACAACGAAGAGGACGACGACAGUGAGGAAGACGAGGAUGAAGACGAACAACCCAAGAUGAACGGCGUCCGCCAUGGGGGAAAUUUUGUUGACGACGAAGCUGAAGUUUCCAAUGCCGAAGAAUCCGACCCCGACGAUGAUGGGCCGUCCCCAGCAGGCUCGGAGACUCCAUCCGUUGCAUCUUCUGAUAACGAAGAGGGGAGUAGCGACGAUGAUGAAGACGAGGAAGAUGAGGAAGAAGACUCGGAAAUGGACAGCUUCAUCAACGACGGCUCUGUCGACUUCGAAGAAGAAGAAGGCGAUGAAGUGCGUGUGCCCGGUGACUCCAGUGAUGAUGAAGGUGCAAAUGACUAUCAAGAUGCGCCUGAGACAGAGCCUGUGCCGAAAUCAACUCCUCUCAAUAAGAAAGGCAAAGCAAACGGUAAAGAUGAUGUGGAUAUGGACUUGGAUACGCCCAGGUCGAAACAAAAGUCGAAGAACAAAGCGGGCAAGAAGACGAACAGGAUCUGA